AUGGCAGUCACCCUUGGGGGAGAUGGGACGAUCCUGCGCGCGUCUUCGUUAUUUGCGACAUGCUUCAAUGUACCUCCUAUGUUGUCGUUCAGCAUGGGCACGUUGGGUUUCUUGAGCGAGUGGAAGUUUACGGAAUACAAGCGCGCGUUCCGUGAAGUCUACAUGUCAGGAGCUGGAGUUGGUGAUCGAGCAUCUAUCCUCGAAGACCAAAAAUCGGCUGCGACAGAUGACCAGGUAGAUUAUGAAGUGGCCCCAACAGGAUGGUCCUCGGUGCGCGGCAAAUCCAUGGGCUCGGACCGGGGAGCCCGAAUCCUGAUGCGGAACCGUUUAAAGGUCGGCUUGUUCACGGCUGACGGGAAAACGGUCCAGGGUGCCGUCACUCAGGAUACCACCGGACAUCCGGGAGUUUAUGUGAUGAACGAAGUCCUCCUGCAUCGAGGCAAAGAACCCCAUCUCGCUGUGGUCGAUGUGUAUGUUGGAGGUCGGUUCUUGACGGAAGCCGUGGCAGACGGGAUGAUCAUCUCCACCCCCACAGGCAGCACAGCAUAUAGCCUAAGCAGUGGAGGCAGCAUCGUUCAUCCCCUUGUGCCCGCUGUCCUCCUCACACCCAUCUGUGCUCGGAGCCUCAGCUUCCGGCCGCUGGUGCUGCCGUCAAGUACGCCGAUCACGCUGCGGUUGAGUGAGAAAAACCGAGGACGAGAGCUGGAGGUCAGCAUCGAUGGUGUCAACCUAGGACAAGGGAUGACUGCCGGUAUGGAGGCUCGCGUGUGGAAUGAGGAGAUGCGGCAUGGCAAGAAUGAAUGGCAUGGUGGAGUGCCAUGCGUGAUGCGGCGAGUUACAGGCGGCGAAGCGCAUGAUGGUUGGGUGGGUGGAUUGAAUGGACUGCUCAAGUUCAACCACCCGUUUGGCGAGGAGCCUUGA
Aspergillus clavatus NRRL 1 is the source of this 921-nucleotide messenger RNA. RefSeq names its product NADH kinase POS5. Gene Ontology annotation, molecular function: NAD+ kinase activity. NCBI's taxonomy places the organism in Eukaryota, Fungi, Ascomycota, Eurotiomycetes, Eurotiales, Aspergillaceae. Gene Ontology annotation, biological process: NADP+ biosynthetic process; NAD+ metabolic process. The transcript has a single exon. The record is from RefSeq and is a predicted model, not a curated record. Bases 1 to 921 code for a protein of 306 amino acids.